Messenger RNA from Achroia grisella, 1786 nucleotides. Its product is annotated as putative fatty acyl-CoA reductase CG5065. Gene Ontology annotation, biological process: long-chain fatty-acyl-CoA metabolic process. NCBI's taxonomy places the organism in Eukaryota, Metazoa, Arthropoda, Insecta, Lepidoptera, Pyralidae. The transcript has 11 exons. The record is from RefSeq and is a predicted model, not a curated record. The coding region runs from base 29 to 1642 and encodes 537 amino acids. Gene Ontology annotation, molecular function: alcohol-forming very long-chain fatty acyl-CoA reductase (NADP+) activity. Gene Ontology annotation, cellular component: peroxisome.
UGGAAGCGUAACCACACCCUAAGGCAAGAUGAAUACGGAUGUGAAGAUUAUGUCUACUGAAAAAUUGGACCCAAGCCAGAAAAACCCUGACCUUGACACUCUGAACAGCAAUGAUCCAUCGGUACCAAACAUGAAUAUGGAUGCUCACAGCAUCAAUUGCGAAGUCCCAGAGAACGGCUCAGUAGAAUCGAUUGCUGGAUGGUAUGAUGGAUCAGUGAUCCUAGUCACUGGAGGUACAGGUUUCGUUGGGAAGGCACUUCUGGAGAAGUUGCUUAGAAGUUGUCCAGGUAUUGAUACCAUAUACAUUCUGAUGAGACCUAAACGAGGACUGACUGUGGACCAAAGGUAUAAGGAACUGUUGAAGAAUCAGGUAUUUGACCGUAUUCGCGCGCGCUGGCCUGAUCGCCUUGGAAAACUGACACCAAUCACAGGAGAUGUGUCUGCUCCGAGCCUUGGGGUUAGUGUAGAACAGCGGGAGCUGCUGAAAAAUGUGACAACACUAUUCCAUUCAGCGGCAACUGUACGAUUCACUGAUCCUUUACAUGCUGCUACUACGUUGAAUGUUCAAGGAACAGCAUCAGUUCUUAAGUUGGCUGAAGAUAUGCCGAAGUUGAAGGCGUUGGUACACGUUUCGACUGCGUACAGCAACGCCCCGCGAUCUCAUAUCGAAGAACGAGUUUACCCUCCUCCAUAUGAUCCCGAUAGUAUUGUGCGUUGCGCAAAAAUGUUGCCUGCUGAAACAAUUGAUGUUAUUAGCGGAACAUUACAGGGAGAACAUCCUAAUCCUUAUACACUGACGAAGGCUCUGGCUGAGUCCAUAGUCUAUAAUCAUAUAGAUCUGCCUGUUUGCAUCGUCCGUCCCUCUAUAGUGACUGCAGCAUAUCAGGAACCGUUUCCCGGAUGGAUCGACAAUAUCUACGGUGUAACUGGUAUAAUCAUGGAGAUAUCGCGUGGAACCUACCGCUCAGGAUAUUGUAGGGAGCGGUACAUUGUGGAUUUGGUGCCAGUUGAUCUCGUGGUAAAUAGCUGUAUAUUGGCGGCAUGGAGACAGGGAGCAAAACAGCCGGGAAGAUGUCCAGUCUACAACGUAACAUCAGGAUCGAUCAAUCCCCUACAAUGGGGACAAUUCACACGUCUCUGUAUUAAAUGGGCAAGAGAGAACCCGACCAAAUAUGUGAUGUGGUAUCCCAACUUUUCGUUUACGGAGUCCCGUUUCAUGAAUACUUUUUGGGAGGUAUCUUGUCAUUUUUUGCCUGCAUUCCUCUAUGAUAUCGUACUGAGAGCACAGGGAAGAAAAGCAAUAAUGAUGAAACUCGCUCGACGUUUCAAAAUGGCCGCCGCUACUGGGGAAUACUUUGCGAAUCACGAAUGGCAGUUCGGUAUUUCUGAACUGUUGACUCUGAACAACGAUGCACAGGGCGCUGUGGACCACGCUACCUUCCCCCACUGGCCGGUGCAGUUCAACUGGGAGACCUACAUAGGCGCAUAUAUGUUGGGAAUCAGGAGAUUUAUAUUAAAGGACACCCCUGAAUCCUUACCAAAUGCUAGGACUAAAUUGAAAAGAUUAUACUGGGUACAUCGAUUAUUCCAAGUUGCCACCGGUUACUACAUUUUCAAAAUGCUGGCAGGACGUUUACGGUAGAGAGCUGUACAGUUAAUAUUUAGAUCCAUUUAAGUACUGUAAAGAAUUAUUAACAGUAGGAAAUUAGCUGUAUCAUAACUUUAGUACCUUAAUUAAAUGUCAAGGAAUGAAUUUGCAUAAGCUCAGUCCACAGUGCCUUAAUUA